CUUUUGGCCGCCACCCGUUGAACUCUCUUUCAAAGCCGCCUCCCCCAUUCCCAUUUCUUCCGCCCAUCUUCUCCUUUUCCUUUCUCUCUUUCUUUCUCUCUCUUCUUUCUCUCUCUACCUCCUCUUUGUUUACACUCUUUACUGGUCCCACCACCACAUUACCCACAAAAGUUUAACAACCCCAAAGAAAAAAAAAAUAAAAAAGAAAUCUCACACACAGACACAGUUGCAGAUGUUGUGCUGUGUGAUUCGCACUUUUUCUCAUAGGAAUAAGCAGCUGUGAGUGAACUCCAGAAAUACACAGCAUAAUCCACCAAUUAAAUUUUAAUUAUACCACACUAAAUCCCAAUUAUUAUUAUUCUUUUCACAAAUUUGCUUCAUUUUCUCUCUCUAUCUCUUUCCCUUUCUCUCUCUAUCUUCACAUCUUCGAUCCAAUUGAGGGAUUUGAGUUUAGUUGAAGUUUAAAGUGUGUCUGUGCUAAUGUUGGAAGAUCCUUCAUUUCCUUUUUCAAGGGAUUUGUCGAAUAAUUGUGAGCAAGAAAGUAAUUGGAUUUUUGAUGGGUUUAAAUUAAUUGAAACGACUAACUUUAAGAGAAAAUCACAAGAUGAACUUGGGAACUCACUUAAGUUCUUAAAAAUUGAUAAGACAAGGGACAUGGAAGUUGAUUUCUUGAAACUUUCACUUUCCCUUGUUAGUGUUCCAACUGAAAACGUCGAAAGUUUGGAAGAUCCACCUAAUAGCAUUGAAAAUGGUGGAGAUUCAUCUGAAAACGUCGAAAGUUUGGAAGAUCCAUCUGAUAGUAUUGAAAAUGAUGGAUACCAUUCUGAUACAAGUUCCUAUAUACACCAGAUAGGAAAGGAUAACUCAAUAGAUUGUAUUGCUCGAUGCUCUAGGUCCGAUUAUGGGUCUAUAGCUUCAGUUAAUCGCAACUUUCGGUCAUUAAUUGAGGGUACUAUGCUAUACAAGUUGAGGAGGAAAAUGGGUAUUGUAGAGCAUUGGAUUUAUUUUUCUUGCAGCUUGCUUGAGUGGGAGGUUUUCGACCCCAUUAGGCUUCGAUGGAAGCAUUUGCCUAAAAUGCCUUCCAAUGACUGUUUUAUGCAUUCGGAUAAGGAAUCCCUUGCUGUUGGUACGGAACUAUUGGUGUUUGGAAAGGGUAUCAUGAAUCAUCUCAUAUACAAAUAUAGCCUUUUGACGAAUUCAUGGUCUACGGGUAUGGAGAUGAAUACACCUAGGUGCUUAUUUGGGUCGGCUACUUUAGGUGAAAUCGCCAUAGUAGCGGGUGGUUGUGAUUUUUCGGGGAAUAUUUUUUCCUCGGCCGAACUUUACAAUUCGGAUACUGGAACUUGGGUGACUCUUCCAAGCAUGCACAAAGCUAGGAAGAAAUGUUCUGCCGUGUUUAUGGACGGCAAAUUUUACGUUGUUGGGGGACUUGGCGUUGAGAACACCAAUCCCCUUACAUGUGGGGAGGUUUUUGAUUUGGAGAGACGGAUAUGGACGGAAAUUCCGGACAUGCUCCCACUGAGGAAUGCUGAGCCAGGGGCAACUGGGGCAUCUGCUAUGUCAGAAGCUCCUCCUCUGCUCACAGUAGUGAACAAUGACCUUUAUGCAGCAGACUAUGCAAGGAAGGAGGUCAGGAAAUACUGUAAAAGCUCGAACUCAUGGGCGACAGUAGGAAGUUUGCCGGAUACUGCUGUCUCAAUGCAUGGUUGGGGUCUAGCUUUCCGUGGGUGUGGCGAUAAGCUCAUUGUGUUAGGGGGGCCUAGAGCUUUGGAUCGCGGCUACAUAGAGGUGAAUUCUUGGGCUCCGUCUGAGAUCCCACAACGAUGGACUGUUCUCGGUAGAAAACAAUCUGGUGGGUUUGUGUAUAAUUGUGCAAUAAUGGGAUGUUAAUAUGAUCGGAUUGCAUCUGCCAAAUCCGUAUCCAUCUCGUGAGCGGUGUAAGAUGGGAGAAUAACCUGCAAGCAAGGGGAACGGAAGGUUAAUUGUUUCUGUAGAUGGUGACCUUUGUCACAAGGGUAAAAGAAAAAUCUUUUAAAUACUUGGUCAACUCUUAAUUCUAAUGUGAGUUCUAAGGUUCAUAUCUCCUCGCGUAAGUUCAUACCUUGUGAGUUUAGCAAUAAGGUCAAGCUUAUUAUGUCUUAGUUUAUUUCGACAGUACUAAAACCAUAUUUACACCUUAAAAAUGAAGUUAUACACCAAUAUUCUUCUAUACAUAUAAAUAGAAUUGUUAAAAUCUUACAUGAUCAAAUUUAAAUCCCGAAUUAAUCCUACUUAAUAUUAAAAUAAUCUUCCUUUCAAAAAAAAAAUAAUAAUAAUCUUGAAUUUUAAUUAAAGUAAAUUGACAAUGGACACGUAGUAAUUUACCUGGAAAAGAAAAGAGAUGAAACAAUAGAAAGUGAUGAAGCUUUGUUAUUUUGUUGAAAUAUCUACAGAAGUGGUGGGUUUAGGAAAGAUACAUUGUAUAUUGUACACUGUACUUGAAAUUAAAUAGUCUACAAGUCGAUGGUGUACCAAUAUCUGAUGUUGCUUCCUCUAGGAAAAACAAAUAUAAGUAAUAAUGCUUCUUAAUAGUGAGAAUAAUAAUACUACUCUUUUUGUCUUUGUUAAUAUAUCUUACUUUCAUUUGUCUUUUUUAUUUUGUAAUAUUUUUAUUUUAAACAAUAUUUUUAGUUCCCACUAUUUUUUUAUCUAUAUAUAUAUUUUUUUAUUUCUCUCACUUUUAAUUUUAUCUGCAAAAUUUACUUAUUUUUACUAUUUUCUUAAUAAGUGUAUAAUAGGAUAUGAAUCUUGUGGUUAGAGGUGUUUAUUCGGGUCAUUAGGUUGAUUUCGGAUUACGUGUUUCAGGUCGGUUCAAAAGCGGGUCUUGUAUUCACAUUGAUAUUUACAUAAAUUUAAAUUUAUUUUAAAAUCAGAUCAAGUCGGAUUCAAUAAAAGGUCAAGUAAACAUCGAAUUGUCGAAUCUAUUCAAUAAAAUCAGUCCAAAGUUAGAGAAGUGAACAUUAAAAGUACUUAUUUAUAUGGCUCAAAUUUCAAGUUGUCGGGACAAAGUGUACGAAUUGGUUGGAGUUGGGAGUAUGUGUUAAUUAGUGCCCAUGUGAGCAUGAGACUGAGCUGAUCUUUAUUCUUGGCCUGCUUACUGCAAUGCCAAUCAGCACCAAGUAAUAAGCCCCAUAAUUGUAAAUGUAAAGGUACUCCAUUAACAGUUACCAUUACCUUGCUGUAAGUUGUAACAUUCACUUAUUCUGUUACUAACAACCAUCCAAAAGGUGUCUUUGUUUUUCUUCUUUCUUUUUCUUUGCCAUAUGUUUUUCUGCUGUUUUUUACCCACUUUAUGGCCCACUAAUUCUACAACCAGAAUCAUUUAUUUAUUGCAACACACCACAAGCCAUAGCACAUAGGGGAAUGAAUGAAUGAAUGAAUAAAUGUGUUCUACUCCUCCCUCCCUUUUUCUAAAAAAGAAAAAUUAUGUAGAUGAAAUAAAAAUAUACACUAACUGUUAGGAUAAGAAUUAAAGAAAGAACGUCAAUUAUAGCUAAAAUUACAAAUAAAGUAAAAUCUAAUAAACAGGCUAAAAAAAAGUUAGGGAUAAAGAGUACAAGAAUUAACAACAAGCAACUCAUGUUACUUCUCUUUCCAUCCAACUAUGUUACUUGUCAAAUUUGACAAAAUUGACUACACUUGACAUCAUUUCGUGGUAGUUUGAUUGAUAUAAUUUACAUACAAAGUUUCUUUGAUGGGCACAUAAAGUUAAUAUUUAUGAAAAAUAAAAUUUAUAUAAUUAUUUAGUUGACAUAAUAAC
Amaranthus tricolor (Joseph's coat) is the source of this 3799-nucleotide messenger RNA. Its product is annotated as F-box/kelch-repeat protein At1g74510-like. The transcript is spliced from 3 exons. The coding region runs from base 481 to 1890 and encodes 469 amino acids. Gene Ontology annotation, molecular function: protein binding. NCBI's taxonomy places the organism in Eukaryota, Viridiplantae, Streptophyta, Magnoliopsida, Caryophyllales, Amaranthaceae. The record is from RefSeq and is a predicted model, not a curated record. Gene Ontology annotation, cellular component: nucleus.